Coccinella septempunctata (seven-spotted ladybird) is the source of this 929-nucleotide messenger RNA. RefSeq names its product carbonic anhydrase 9-like. Gene Ontology annotation, cellular component: plasma membrane. The record is from RefSeq and is a predicted model, not a curated record. Gene Ontology annotation, molecular function: zinc ion binding; carbonate dehydratase activity. Bases 106 to 873 code for a protein of 255 amino acids. The transcript has a single exon. Lineage: Eukaryota; Metazoa; Arthropoda; Insecta; Coleoptera; Coccinellidae.
CCUUGGAAACCAAAUCCUUCCACGAUUGUCAAAAUCAUCAAUUCAAAAUGUCGUUUCAUUAAAAUUCCCAGUAAUUCAAAAUUAGAUCAUAAGAAAAACUGAAAAAUGCCAUCAGGAACACCCUGCGCUUGUGGCGCUAAAAAGGGAGGGCCUUGCACCCUCACUUCACCCAUCAACAUCGGCGAUGAGGCCAAAGCAGCCCCUGAAGAUCUCAAGGAACCUUUCGAAUUCAACGGUCUGGAAAAAAUGCUCUGCACCGAGAUAAGGAACGAUGGUGAGCAAAUUCUGCUCAGGAUAUGCCCAAAACAAAGCCCCGUUAUAAUAGGAGGUGGGCUAAGUCAUUCUGAGUACAUAAUCGAUCGUAUAGAUUUUCACUGGUGCUCAGCACACACCAUCAACAACGAGAGAUUCCCCUUGGAAACACACAUAUUAAUGUAUUGCACGGAAUUUUCUGGAAUAGAUGAAGCUUUGGAGAAAGAGGGGGCUGCUGCCCUCUCAAUUUUGUACGAAUUCUCGGACGUCACAAGUUGCGGUAUCUGUAAAAUGCUUCCAUUCAUUCCUCAGAUAAGUAAAUGUAUAGACAGACCGGUUCCCUACUGUGUGGUAUCAUUGAAGGACUUCUUGCCACAGGAUAAGGCAAACUUUUACAGAUACACUGGAUCCACAACUUUUCCGCCAUUUAAAGAGGGUGUCGAAUGGACUGUUUUCAAGCAGAAGCUGCCGAUCACCAGGAUGGAUCUAGGAUGUUUCACGAACGUCUGUUCCAGAGAUGGAAAUUUAAUAGUUUCAAAUUUUAGACCUGUGCAACCGAUACCUCCAGGUGCUGAAAUUUAUACUGUCUCUGAUGGCAAAGAUUGCAGUUGUUCUAAGUGAUAAGUGAUAAGAUUAGUCUGAUUAUAUUUUGACAGAGAUUAAAUUGGUAAAACUGA